CAUUACAAAUGUGAUACAGUAUAGUCUGGCUUCGUCAAAUCUAUAGUACGUUUCGUGAACUUGAUUCUCAAUUGUGCUGAAAAAUUUCGAGUAGGUACGUUGCAGUUCUGUGUACGAGCACAUAAGCAUUUCAAAAGAACCAAUAAUUAGGUCGAAAAAAAAAACACAGACCGAACUAAAAGCCUCUAUAUUAUUUUUGCGGUUCGCAGAUAAAUUAAACUUCAGACUGACAAUGAAUAAAUCAUUUUUGCUGAUUUUUUCCACUGGUUUAAUUUCGAUUCACCUCGUCUCAGUCAUAAUAGCUUCAUCAACGCCAUCAAAUCAAGCACAAUCAGAUGCCACUUCGAGUACAGAUCACACACUUUCACAACCACCAACUGAUCCCUCCACAGAAACACCUCCGAAAACUCACCAGAACUCUCAAAAUGACGACCCUCUUCUUAUACCUUCACUAACCUGUAUCCUUUUCGAAGACUUCGGCUGCAAAACACAAUGCUCGAUUGUAGAAGAAAUACGCGGAUUUAAAAAAACAACGGGAUCUUGCAGCGAUAAAGUAUGCUCUUGCUUAACCGUAGAGCUCACCUUGAGCCAGCUAUGGAAUAAGAAAUUCGAAUCGAGUCAACUCCUCUUGGAAAUCGAAAAAGAUAAAGAUCUCUACAACGAAGUCUAUCAAAAACUACGAGAUCCCUCUCGAACACCAGAGCAAUCAGAUUCAGAUUUGGAAUCCGUUUUACCCAAAUCCAUGUACGAAGAACUUGUUUUGAAAAAAGUAGAAUCAAAAAUUAACCUGAAACCGGACCCAGAACGUUUGCAGGUCAGAGUCGAUGAACUUUUCAAGCCUAUGAUGGAAAAUACACUGUCCAGUGAAUUAGCAGCAAUAGAUUAUUCGAAAUUAUUGCGAGAGUAUUUAGAAAAUAAUAAAAAUAACCCAAGCAUUCAGAAAGUCUUUCGUCAAAUUCGUGAAACGGAGAAUGCAAUUUUGGAAGGAAUUCUCGAUGAGUUCUUAGCCAAACAUAAAGAUAUCGAAGAAAAUGCUGAUUUAAAAAAUGCCGAAAAACGAUCACAAAAGGUUCGUCAAGAAGAUCUUACUCCUAGACAAGUGAUGACUAAUAUAAUUAUCAACGAGCUGAUUAAGAGACUUGGAAAACCUGAGUUGCCUGAAACUGAAGUGGAUACGGAUGAUCGAGCAACAAUGUCACCAGAAAAUUGAACUGAAUCGACUGGACAUUGAUUUAGAAUGGAAUUUUGUUUGCAGUGCAGAAUAUUGAUUCCUAGAUCGUAAAUUAUUAAUUAUUUAUCGAGAUAAAUUUACAAUUUUACUCAAUUUCAAAAUAUAAUUUUGAAAAAUUUA
This is a messenger RNA of Planococcus citri (citrus mealybug), 1351 nucleotides long. RefSeq lists its product as uncharacterized. The record is from RefSeq and is a predicted model, not a curated record. The transcript is spliced from 2 exons. NCBI's taxonomy places the organism in Eukaryota, Metazoa, Arthropoda, Insecta, Hemiptera, Pseudococcidae. Bases 233 to 1210 code for a protein of 325 amino acids.